Onychomys torridus (southern grasshopper mouse) is the source of this 2368-nucleotide messenger RNA. Its product is annotated as insulin receptor substrate 1-like. Bases 210 to 1709 code for a protein of 499 amino acids. Lineage: Eukaryota; Metazoa; Chordata; Mammalia; Rodentia; Cricetidae. The record is from RefSeq and is a predicted model, not a curated record. Gene Ontology annotation, cellular component: cytosol; plasma membrane. Gene Ontology annotation, molecular function: insulin receptor binding; phosphatidylinositol 3-kinase binding. The transcript has 2 exons. Gene Ontology annotation, biological process: insulin receptor signaling pathway.
GUCACUGGCCACUGGGACACACGCCCGCUGGUGCACAGGCUCGGUGUGCACAAGACUUGGAGUCGGGAGAGGGCGUGGGGAGAUGCAGGCAAACUAGACAGUUGCCAUCCCCCAGAUCUCUGCUACUCGUCCCAAGCCGGAGGUGGCUCAGGGCACCAGAGCUAUCCAAAUCAGUCCUUCCGAGGGCACUUGACUGCCUUUGGCUGGAGAUGAAGCCGGCGGGUACGGGUCCCACGGUGGGUCCCACAGUCUCCCCCGGGGCCGAGUCCACCGACGCGUCCCUUGGCCCGCCGUUUCCCUGGCCCUGCCCGCCCGACGUGCGGCUCUGCGGCCACCUGCGGAAACAGAAGUCCCAGCGCCGCCGCUUCUUCGUCCUGCGCGCGGACCCUCCGCGCCUGGAGUGCUACGAGAGCGAGAAGAAGUUCCUGGCCGGCGGCUGCCGCCCGCCGCGACCCCGGCGCAGCGUGAGCCUGGAGGGUGCCUGCACCAUCAGCAAGCGCGCCGAUGCCCGCCAGCGCCACCUGAUCGUCGUCUAUACCAGCGACAGCAGCCUGGGCGUCGCGGCGGCCAGCGAAGUGGAACAGCAAGCAUGGUACAGCGCCCUGCUGGAGGUGCGCGCCUCCGCCGCUGCGGCUGCUGCCUCUGCUCUGGGUCUCAGUCCCCAAGAGGUCCCUGAGUCUUGGAUCUUCGCCCCGUUCCAGGACAUCUGGCCUGUGACACUGCGGUCCAAGGGGCUGGGGCGAGCACAAGGCCUGAGCAGCGGCAGCUAUCGCUUGUGCCUAGGUUCUGGGGCCCUGAGCCUCCUGCGCAAGCCAGGAAGCAAAGGCUCCAGAGACAGCCGGGCAUCGCCACCGCCCGCCCUGCGCCUGUCCUUGCUCAGCGUGCGCCGCUGCGGCCAUGCGGACUCCUUCUUCUUCCUGGAACUCGGGCGCUCAGCGCCCAUGGGUCCCGGGGAGCUGUGGAUGCAGGCGCCCGAUGCAGUGGUGGCCCAAAGCAUUCAUGAGACCGUCCUGGCUGCCAUGAAGAGGCUGGGGAGCAGUGGAACCAGUGGGAAGGAUGAGCCGCCGUCCGGAGAGCCUCCAAAGAGUGUUUCUGCCGCCCCUGCCCUGGCACCUUAUGAAACCCUAGCUUCUGCAGCGCAACCACGAAGCCCGGGUGAGAGGGAAAAGCAGGACUACCUCAAGACCUUGGAAAGGAUGGGGCCCGCACCCUCCUACAGGGGGCUGGAUCUGGAUGGGGACUAUAUCGCCAUGGGAGUCAGGGAUGACUACGUGCACAUGGCGGGAGGAGAGGCUGGUGACUACAUGUGGAUGGCACCCCCAGUCCUUCCUCCCACCCCUGCCAGGGUAGCUCUUGGCAAGUCGCUUCAGGAUUCUGAGGGCACAGAAUACAUGCCCAUGAAUAGAUUUUUUCCAGGGCCUUUGUACUACAAGCUCAAGGCCAGGGAACCUGGACUUGGGCAUCAGGGUUUCCCCUGCAGCAUUAGGGACAGAUGGGGACCCACAGAGGCUCAGGGCUGCUCUUCCCAACUUUCAGAACUAUCUGGGGACUACAUGUACAUCCCAGACUAUGUAGGAAUGAACAGUGCUAAGCCAGGGUCUCUGGACAACUGCCUCAACUACGUGGACCUGGACCUAGUUCCUCCCUUGGAAGUGCCCGGAGCAGCCCCUGGGGAGAGUCCACACACCUAUGCCAGCAUCAAGUUCUAGAACUUUGUGGGAGAUGGUCAGGGGAGAGAGGAAAAGAGGAGAAAAAGUUCCUAGUAUAUAGCUCAGCUCCUGCAUGCGGGAGCAAGGGGCCCUGCGGCCACCAUGUCCCUGUAAGCUGCCCUGCUGCCCCUGGCCAGCCGUGUCAUUUCCAGCUAUGUUCCACCUAAGACACCCUCGGGAAGAGAUUCUCCCCAGAAAUUGGACUCUUAAGAAAGUUCUAGACCCUCCCUCUGCCCCAACCCCCCAAAACCCCAAAACCUUACAAAGUUUGGGCCCUCUCAGCCCAACCCCCCCCCGAUCUUAUUUCCCUGAGGAAUUCCUACAGAAUCGGUCUCAAGCUAGCUGUGGCCAAACCAUGGAUGAAGAUCCCCACCCCAAUUUGGACAGCUCUGUCCCCUCACAUGUUGGCAGCGGACACUAGAUGUCACUGUGUCGCCUGAGCCCGAGAGAUAUCCUCACUCAACUUUUCCAAGUGAGAGAGGAACUCCGAGAACCCCAGCUCAAAAAUGUGGGAGCUUCAGGCAUCAUGUCAGAGCCCCCCAAGCAGCCUGCCCUCCUGAGUCGUCCUCUGGUGCCAGUCAGGCUCACCUGACCCUUCUCUGGGCUGACCAAGUCCUUGCCUUCUAGAGCACAGUCCAGUCCCAUCCUGUGGACCCAAC